This is a messenger RNA of Ogataea philodendri, 522 nucleotides long. RefSeq lists its product as uncharacterized. The record is from RefSeq and is a predicted model, not a curated record. The transcript is spliced from 2 exons. Lineage: Eukaryota; Fungi; Ascomycota; Pichiomycetes; Pichiales; Pichiaceae. The coding region runs from base 1 to 522 and encodes 173 amino acids.
AUGCAACUAUACUGGGGCUGGAACCCAAUUGGUGGGAACUCAAACCCUGCGUCUGAAAGACACGAAACUGUCGUUGGAAGCACAAGGUUGGACUCCAUAAAAUUGUCCUUCAAUUCCUGUGGAUUCUGGAGCCCUGUGAAGACUGCAAGCUUGGUAUCCAAAACGUCCAAAUUCAUCUCCAACACUUUCUUCAGUUCGAGCUUUGGAGGUUUCCUGUUCUCAUCCGGCACACGGUAUGUUGGAGUCUUGGCCAAAACCUUGGCAGCUUCCACAAGGAAACCCCAGUCGAUGGUUAUUUCGAACAGUUUAAGCUUGCGCGAGCUGUUUGCCGCAAUGAGCACUGCUCCGUCCCUGUCGAAACCAAUGGACGCCGAGUCGAGUAGCUCGUCGCGGCCCGUGAUCUUGGUGAUUGUUUUCUUGUACUCGAUUCCGUGGUCUUCUUGGUACCACAGCGUGACUUCGCCGUUCUUCCGCACUGCGAUACAGGCCUGUUUGGUGGGCAGCGGAUGCAUAGCUCCAUAA